AUGUAUUCAAAAAUACUCGCGCUUAUACUACAAACAAGCUUAAUGUGGUACGCUUCAAUUAUCGCAGCGAUUACUUUUAAGCUUCCAAACAAAACAUCAGAUUCCCCUAAUGAAGAAAUAAUUUCUAUUUCAUCAUCUUUACGCCCUUUAUCAUCAUUGUUCAUUGAUUUUCGAAGAUGUUCCUACACUCUCUUUAUUCUUGCCAAUAUUUAUUUCAUCCACAUUGAACAAGUAUCGGAUAAUUGUCGCAUUGUAAAACCAGGACAACUCAGUCAAUCGCCAUAUGCACAGCAGCCUCCUUUUCCUCCGCUCUCUUCAUGGACAUUAUCCGACCUAAUUUUCAUCUCACUUGGAAUUCUGGGUGGCUUAUUCAGUGUAUGGAGUUUCACAACUCUCUCUUUGAAAAGUCAAAAGUCAACAACUGCAGCAGGCGAUCGUCAAUAUGGAUUUCACUAUUUUCUACGAUAUCCCCUCUACCUGUUAUAUUCUGGGUCGAUUUUUCUGGAAUGGAGUAAACUGUAUUUGGUUUGGCGAUUGAUCAAGUGGAUGCCGAGAUGGUUUCAGCGUGAAUAUCGAAUCUGGUUUAUAUGGGGUUUGCUAGUUGAAAGCUGGCUACUUGUUGCCGAGAUUUUUGUAAAAAUGAAGAUGAUUGAGAAAGAUGUUUUGCUUAAAGGACUGAUCGGAUUCUCUAAACCAGUCGUUCCUUUAUCGAUAGAAAAAAAAUAA
This is a messenger RNA of Ambispora leptoticha, 726 nucleotides long. The record is from the annotation of a GenBank genome assembly. NCBI's taxonomy places the organism in Eukaryota, Fungi, Glomeromycota, Glomeromycetes, Archaeosporales, Ambisporaceae.